AUGGCACCUCUGAAACUGCUCACAGUCGUCAGUUCUUCGUUCCUCUUCAUGGCCAAAGCCAUCGACAAUCCCGAACCCACGCAGCCAACUUAUUCUGUAGCCUUGGGUAUGUUUCCCAGAAAAGAUGGCCAAUGCCUCGCGGAGGUCAAUGCUGCCCGCGCAGCAGCUGGGUUCAGCGAAUUCGCGCAAGCAGUUGAUCCAACAAACAGGCUGCCUAAAGAAGGCAGUCCUCCAGAAGAAGGAGAACCUGAAUGGGCGUGGAAGCCUGUGUGCGAAGCCUUGAUUCCAAGCGGCACAUACGCAUACCUCCCCAUUGACAAUGCGGAUGCCGUCGACUGCAAUGCCGUUGUGGAUAAGUGGAAGGGCGCCUACAGCAACUUUGAUGAAUUGCCCCCACCAAACAAAGAUCAGGAAGAAUUGUACAAGAAACAGGAGAAUGUGUCGUUCGUGGCCUUGUACAACCCCACAAAGAACGCUAGUGCAGACUGCCGUGUCGUCACCUGCACUAAGACGACGCCUGCAGCGGCGAGUGCCCAAGGGACAGGAACCCAGGGACAAAGCUCAGAAGAAAAAGCUUCGGCUUUGAUUUGCAUGACAGUACCUGAUGUACUUACCGAUGGAGAAAAGGCGCCUUUCACAGAGGAGCAAUGGGGACAGAUCGUGGCCGCCCUCGAAGGCUCUGCCUCCGCUGUUGCGCCCGGUGUGGUCGGUCUUGCACUAGCCUUCCUUGGCCUCAGCAUGCUGUGA
This is a messenger RNA of Eimeria mitis, 747 nucleotides long. RefSeq names its product SAG family member. The record is from RefSeq and is a predicted model, not a curated record. NCBI's taxonomy places the organism in Eukaryota, Apicomplexa, Conoidasida, Eucoccidiorida, Eimeriidae. The coding region runs from base 1 to 747 and encodes 248 amino acids. The transcript has 4 exons.